CUGAUGCAGAACCUAUUGUUUGCCAAUUAAUUGCGAUUUUUUUCUUCAUGACCUUCUGAUUCUGGUCCCAUCAUAAUAAGUGCGAUAAUGACUCAAUGAUUUUUCAAGCAAUGAGAGCUGCUGAGGAUGCAGAUGCCACCAUACUUCUUUUGGGAACGGAUUUGUCCAUUGAAGCCGAGAUUCUAGAUAGAACAAGCCUUUACUUACCUGGUUAUCAAACUCAACUGAUCAAUCAGGUCGCCGCAAGCUCAAAAGGCCCAGUGAUUCUUGUGAUCAUGUCGGCAGGUGGUGUUGAUAUUCAAUUUGCUAAAGACAACGAGAAAAUUAGAUCAAUAUUGUGGGCUGGAUGGCCUGGUGAAGAAGGUGGUCUUGCAAUUGCUGAUGUUAUCUUUGGGGGCUACAAUCCAGGGGGGAAGUUACCAAUCACAUGGUAUAAGAAUGAAUAUGUCGACCAAUUGCCCAUGACAUCCAUGCCAUUGAGGCCAGUGGAUGGUUAUCCAGGACGAACUUACAAAUUCUAUGAUGGUCCUACAGUUUACCCAUUUGGCUAUGGAAUAAGCUACACAAAUUUCACAUAUGAAUUAACAUCUUCACCGCAUUCGCUUCUCUUCAAUCUGGAGCCGCGCCAACACUGCUACCCCCAGAACCAUACCAACAAGGAUCAGGGAUCGCAAUGUCCAGCAGUCAUCAUCGAACAUUCGGAAUGCACUUACUUCAUCGAUGUGGAAGUCACAGUACACAAUGUCGGAACGAGGGAUGGAAAUGAAGUUGUCAUGGUGUAUUCAGCUCCUCCAGCCGGGAUUGAUGGGGCUCCUAUCAAGCAAUUGAUCGGUUUUCAGAGAGUUAAUGUUGCUGCUGGUCAAAAUGCAAAGGUGAAAUUCUCGUUCAAUGUUUGUGAUAGUUUCAACAUCAUUAAUGCUGCUGCCUAUAAUCUUUUACCGUCCGGUGCUCACAAAAUCUUGGUGGCUGAUAAAUCAGCAACACUUGAAGUUAGUUUUGAUUAUUAGUCUGUUUGUUCAUCUUUUUAUGAAACUUAGGAUCUAUUUUUUGUAAAUAACAUUCCCUAAUCAGGCUUGGAUGUAAAUAAAAGCUUUAUGCAAGUGAAUAAAUUUUUUUGUUUCGA
Rubroshorea leprosula is the source of this 1123-nucleotide messenger RNA. The record is from the annotation of a GenBank genome assembly. Lineage: Eukaryota; Viridiplantae; Streptophyta; Magnoliopsida; Malvales; Dipterocarpaceae.